This is a messenger RNA of Cryptosporidium muris RN66, 1509 nucleotides long. RefSeq names its product serine/threonine protein phosphatase, putative. The transcript has a single exon. The coding region runs from base 1 to 1509 and encodes 502 amino acids. Gene Ontology annotation, molecular function: calmodulin binding; calmodulin-dependent protein phosphatase activity. The record is from RefSeq and is a predicted model, not a curated record. Gene Ontology annotation, cellular component: cytoplasm; calcineurin complex. Lineage: Eukaryota; Apicomplexa; Conoidasida; Eucoccidiorida; Cryptosporidiidae. Gene Ontology annotation, biological process: calcineurin-mediated signaling.
AUGCAACCUUUAAAAGAUCCAUUAAAUGACCGUGUUGUUAAAGAUGUGGAACCCCCUCCUCCACUACCACUGUCCAGAGAACUUUUAUUUCCUGAGGGCCUUGAGGGAAAACCUGAUUGGAAAACAUUGAAGCUACAUUUAUUGCGUGAGGGAAGAGUUCAUAAGGAUGAUGUAAUUGAGAUAAUAAGACGUGUUUCAGUUAUUACCGGGAGUGAAUCCAACUUACUACGCCUUAGAGAUCCCAUUACAGUAGUAGGAGAUGUCCAUGGUCAAUUUUAUGACUUAGUUAAAUUAUUGGACGUUGGAGGAGAUCCUGAGAAAACUCAAUAUCUUUUUCUUGGCGAUUAUGUUGAUCGUGGUUCAUUUUCUGUCGAAGUUUUACUUUUGUUAUUUUGUUUAAAACUUAAUUAUCCUGAUAGUUUCUUUAUGUUGCGUGGAAAUCACGAGUGUAGACAAAUGACGGCUUUUUUUAAUUUCAGAGAUGAAUGCGAAUAUAAAUAUGAUAUUACUAUUCAUCACUAUUUUAUGGACUCAUUUGAUACAUUUCCUAUAGCUGCUGUAGUGAAUGGAAAGUUCUUUUGUGUACAUGGAGGUCUCUCUCCUGAGUUAAAAUCUAUAGAUCAAAUUCUUUCAAUCAAUAGAUUUCAAGAGCCUCCUAGAUCUGGUUUAUAUUGUGAUAUUUUAUGGGCAGAUCCAUUUGAUGAUAAGGAUAAUACAGUAUCUUCUCCUGAGCCAUUUGUUAUAAAUGAUGUUAGAGGCUGUUCAUUUUUCUUCGCUGCACAAGCUAGUAACAAGUUUCUGGAUCAAAAUGGUCUGUUGUCUAUAGUACGAGCACAUGAAGCACAGCUUGAAGGGUUUAAAAUGCAUAAUCCAAAUAUGAAAACCAGAUUUCCUUCAGUAAUUACGAUUUUUAGUGCUCCCAACUAUUGUGACGUAUAUAACAAUAAAGGUGCAAUAUUAAAGUUUGAGAACAAUACUUUGAAUAUUCAACAAUUCAACUUUUCACCUCAUCCAUAUCAUUUACCUAACUUUCUAGAUAUUUUUUCUUGGUCUUUACCAUUUGUAUCAGAAAAAGUAACAGAGAUGUUAUAUGCAAUUCUUCAACCUGUAGCAGCUUCUACUGAUACAGAAAAUAUUGAAGAUGAAGAUGUCCCUGAAGAUGUACGAAAAGUUAUAGAUAUAUUUUGUCUAAAUGAUCAGAAUAAACUAACUGAAGACUCAACAGUAACUAGUCAUACUGUACGCCCAUCUGGUACAUCUUCCAGUAUUAGUAGGGAACGAGCAGAUACUUUGCGAAAGAAAGUUCAAAGUGUUGCAAGAAUUAUGAGAGUAUUCUCAACAAUAAGACAACAAAAUGAGCUAAUUGUUAAGUUAAAAGGUGUAACACCUGGCCAUAGAAUCCCUAUGGGAUUACUAUUAGGAGGUAAAGAUGCACUGGAAAAUGAAUUACAAAAGUUUAAUAAGGCUAAAUCUCUAGAUGCUCCUAAUGAAAGAAGACCAUCUGUUUAG